AUGACGGAUUGGCACCCAUUGCGUCCAUUGGAUGAUACAACAAGCACUGCUUGGUCCACAUACAAUGAAGAAGCUGAGAAGCGCGCUAAGAAUAUCCCUUGCGCAGCAAUGCCAUCGUUGGAUCACCUCAAAAUGAAAGAUUUUGAAGAGGUGUAUGAACCUUCCGAUGACACUUAUCUCCUGCUGGAUGGCCUGCAACAUGAAAUCACAACAGGCACUUUUUCUAAUUCUUCUUCCCCUCUGAUUGCAGAGAUUGGUUGUGGCACAGGAGUGGCGUCUGUCUUUUUGGCUUCUCAACUAUUUCAGCAGAAUCAGAAACAUAACAAGACUGACGGAAUGCCAAUGGUUAUUGUAACAGAUAUAAAUCCCAAGGCUCUGCAAGUAGCCAAGGCCACAGCUGCAGGUAACAAUGCCAUGAUUCCCUUUGAAGCAGUUCAGUGCGACCUGGUAUCGGCAUUAUUGCCACGUUUGGCACAAUCUGUCGAUGCACUGAUAUUCAAUCCACCCUAUGUUCCCACACCUGACGAUGAAGUUGGCAGCACAGGGAUUGAAGCUAGUUGGGCAGGAGGAGAGAAGGGGAGACGAGUGGUGGAUCGGGCAAUUCCCAAAAUGGCACAAAUUCUGGCCCGGCCACGGGGAGUGGCGUACAUGAUCACAGUUGACGACAAUGAACCAGAGGUAUUGGCCACCUUAUUUCGAGAAUUGGGAUUGCAGAUGAAGCCACUCGUCAGACGGAGAGCCCACAAUGAGUUUUUGACACUGCAAAAGAUUACAUGGACAAAGAUAGAUAGCAGCGGCUAG
Seminavis robusta is the source of this 801-nucleotide messenger RNA. Lineage: Eukaryota; Bacillariophyta; Bacillariophyceae; Naviculales; Naviculaceae. The record is from the annotation of a GenBank genome assembly.